Molecule: messenger RNA, 2034 nt
Organism: Thyridium curvatum
Lineage: Eukaryota; Fungi; Ascomycota; Sordariomycetes; Thyridiales; Thyridiaceae
Exons: 3
Coding region: 1-2034 (677 amino acids)
Source: RefSeq, a predicted model, not a curated record
AUGUCGCAGACGGAAGGAACAAAGAGACGACGUGCAAGGAGGAUGGUACAGCCUGCUGCAGCAUCUCAAGACGGCCGGAGCCCUGCGGAGGACUCUGCUGGAAUCGUCCCUCAAAUAUGCCCUCCAAGCGCUUGCGAGCAGGCUCUUGCAACAGAAGAUUUAGUGUCGACGCAGAUGUUGAGCUCGUCUGGCCUUGGAAUGGGCUACUUGACCGAUCAAAAUGUCCAAGGCAAUCAGCAAACAAGUGUCUUCGGCGACCUCCCCGACAUGUACAACUUCUCCACCGAGCCAGAUUGGCAACUGACAUUUCCUUCGGGGAUGCCGUCUCCCGUCAACAGCCUGUUUGUAUCCUCACUACUUCCUUGGAGAGACUUUUCAACAGACAGCUUCCUGGGUCACGGUGAUGAGUCUUCAGCCCAAAAUAAGCCCGAUUCAAGCCUUGCGGUGCCGAACCAUGAAAAUCCAAAGAGACAUCCAGAACCUAGUAUCCCAAAUACAGAGCCGGCAUUAGGCUCUACUACGCGAGGCCAGCCCUCUUCGGUAUCAACGAACGAGGUGGAUUUGAGCUUGUUUGAUGUCACAGAUCACCAGCGUGAGCUUCUACAACACUUCAGCCCGGCAACAAAUCCUAUCCCACUUCUCGUUCCUCUUGAUUCCCAAUGGAGGUCGGCAUAUACAUCUCUCAUGUCGAUGGCAUGCGGCUGCUCAUGUCUUAUCAAUGCGAUUUGUUCCAUAUCCGAACUUCAUUUGACUUCUUCGAGGCACGGUUCGGUUGGCCAGGCCCUUAGCUACUAUGAGAAGGCUAGCACCAAGGCUGAGUCCAUCCUAAACAAUUCGACUCAGCGCGUCGAUAACAAGCUACUUAAGCAAGCAUUUGCUACGAUCUUCUUGCUCAUGCAUGCUGAGAUGAUGGCGCAACCGCUCGCCGGACCCAAACGUUGGCCUACAACUCAUCUACGAACUGCCUAUCGUUGGCUGAAGCAAUAUGAUCAUAGGAUAAAACUCUGGACAGGCAUCAGCAGUCACAUCCUCUCAUGGAUCCAAGUCAUGGACAGCAAAGCGGUAUAUGCAGCCGGAAUGGAGGAUGAGAAGGACCGGCCGUCUCCCAGCACCGAUGCGGCCGCAUUGCCCAGCCCAAAUGUGACCCUAGACACGAACUCGCCCAUGCCAACAAAUAGUGUAUACAUCUGCUCAGAUGACGCUGGCACUCUCAGACCGGAACCUAUACUUGAUACAGACUACGAUGACCACAAUGGAGGCGAUGAGAGUUUCUCGGCAGCAGAGAUCGCAUACGACGCGAUAAACACGCCAGCCUACAAAUUCUUCCUGCGAUGCCAGUCGUUAAUACCUCGAAUCAUAUCUCUUGACCUGCAUCAUAGGCCGAGAGGCUCUCUUGAUGCUGAAUUCGAAGUCCUCCAGAUCGGUCAGCGGCUUCGAGCCGAGCUCAAGCAUUUAUGGGCCAGGAGGCCUAGGGAGCUCAACGUUCUUUCUGACAGCUCGGGGCUGCGGGAUGUGUUGCAUCCGAGUGUCGCCAGAAAGAUUACACAAGCAUUUCGAAUUUACGUGGCAAACUUUCAUGCCCUUCGGAUCAUACUUCAUCGGGUUGCGUUCAGUCAUUAUCCCACCACAGAUGAGGUGAAGCAGUCGAUAUCGGAGAUUUUACGACUAGUCAACGAGCAGCUCGCUUCUACCAGGACUGACACCGGUAACUCGGAGUCGAACUCAAGUCUGGCAGAACAGCCGACUAGCCGUAUAGAAUCCGAAGAGAGCAAUACAGGAACGACUCCUGAAACACUAUCACCUGGAACACCGUGGCUUUGGCCACUCUUUAUGUGCGGUCUUGAAUGCACGAUGGACAAACGCCACUGGAUCCUUGAGCUGAUACGCAACAUGAAGGCUGAGGAUUCUAACGCCGAGAAAACGGCGAUAUUGUUGGCAGAGGUUACCAAGAGACAAGAUGCAAAAGCAGCGAGAAUUGAUCAGAGAACUGUGCGGGCGGACAUCUUUGAAGAUGAGUUUUGUGUUGUUUACUAG